Messenger RNA from Mobula hypostoma (lesser devil ray), 1096 nucleotides. Its product is annotated as testis-expressed protein 36-like. Bases 158 to 775 code for a protein of 205 amino acids. The record is from RefSeq and is a predicted model, not a curated record. The transcript is spliced from 4 exons. NCBI's taxonomy places the organism in Eukaryota, Metazoa, Chordata, Chondrichthyes, Myliobatiformes, Myliobatidae.
CAGGCAGGACUUCGCAGAGUGAGCCCCUGAACACUAGUUUCAACUGAUUCCACAUUACUAUUCAUCUUGUCGAAUAUUUAUUUACUAUUGUUUGAAGAGUUGAAGUGCUAGCACCAAGGAAUCAAUCUGAAUCCUUUCUCCGCAGCCUUGGGAUAGGAUGCCAAAAGGAAGGAAAUACAACCCGUGCUCACUAAACGAAGGUCGAUGGUUUCCCCAUCCAGAUGUGCAAGAAUCUCCAUUCGCUACUGUUUCUAAAUCCACAAAAGUUGAAUGCAUUACAACACAUGAAAGUAAUUUUUCUCCAAGCAAGUUAAAUGAUAGUUUACCAUUAUUGUUCAAAGUGCGUGAGAAGAAUCUAUUGCAGGGGAAAUUUCCAUUUUCAACUCAUGACAAUAAAUACAGUUUGAGGCACACAGGCGAGCAUCUUACCUUCGGACUAGGGCAGAAAAAGGUCUCUACAACAAAGCAGACUGCCCAUACCGUUGAGUUUUGGGACCCUGGGAAAGCUUCUGAAAUGAAUAGUGGAUCUGGUAUUACCAUAUAUCAGGCAUCUUACAAGGGAAACCAAGAUACAGAACGUCCUAACUUCAGGCGUUAUCCCAAAAUUCCGAGGGAGAGUUCACAUAGGGCAUGGUCUCAGAAUCCUACUGAUAUAAUGUGGUUUGGAAAAAAUAAUUCUUUAUACAGAAUUCCACUGGAGAUUUUAGGGAUCACUCAACGUCCUCUCCUUUCCUCUGAUAAAAAGUUCUAUCGCACAAGGAUCCUUCCAAAAUAACUGCCUGAAGAUCUCUAUUGGUACUUAUUUCACUUUUGGAUAUUGCUACUGUUGGAAACAACUUUUUAAGAAUAAUACUUUUAAUAAGAUUUGUACUUUUUAACAAACUCAUGUAUCUUUCACACUCACUGGCAGAAAGCAGUAUAGUGGCUAAACUAAUAGUUUAUUUCCUUCCUCAUUUUUCACUGGUUAAGUAUUAGCACAUUACCUACGUGAUGUAAUUGUUUUAAUUAAGUGGCCUAUUCACUAAUUCAGUUCCAUCUAAGGAAUUUUCUUUAUUUUAUCUAUGAAAGUGAUAGCACUUCUGAAAAAUCUAUCUAU